Dreissena polymorpha is the source of this 1618-nucleotide messenger RNA. Its product is annotated as BLOC-3 complex member HPS1-like. The record is from RefSeq and is a predicted model, not a curated record. Gene Ontology annotation, cellular component: BLOC-3 complex. The transcript has 6 exons. Lineage: Eukaryota; Metazoa; Mollusca; Bivalvia; Myida; Dreissenidae. The coding region runs from base 518 to 847 and encodes 109 amino acids. Gene Ontology annotation, molecular function: guanyl-nucleotide exchange factor activity.
GCAUUUAUGUGCAUCUCAUGGAGCUGAACAUUUUGAGUGGUGAAAGGUCAAGGUCAUCCUUCAAAGUCAAAUAUAUGGCUUCAAAGCGGCGUAGUAGGGGGCAUUGUGUUGCUGACAAACACAUCUCUUGUUUUUAAGUUUAUUGAAGGAAAGCACCACAUACUAGUGUGUUUACAUCCAUUAACAUCCAAUGUCUAAAAUGUCGUGUGAUCCUGCACUCUGCUUACCAUUACACAUAUUGCAUUUUUACUUUCUUUUAAUCGCUUCAAACCAUGUUGAAGGUCUACAGAUUUUUGCAGCGCCUGUAAAAGAAAUGUGUUCGUUUCUGUUCUCAUAUUCGAGGAAGUGAUAAAUCUUAACUACCGUCAGCUACAUUGAAGAUUUCCCAGGUCUGGUACACUUCAUUUACGUAAACCGGAAGACGAAUCACGUGAUCGCUCCCGCCCUGAACAUCACACACGAGGAUAACGCAGGUGUCUUGGACGCGACACAGUUGCUCAAAGAAAAGAUCUGGUCCAUGACGUCAUGGCUGCUUACCAAGCUACACAAUGGCUACACGAUGAUAUCGGCCAGAGAGGGAGACUACCAUUUCUCAUAUUUCAUAUGGUUCGAAAACGUAAACGGUGACCCAGAGGUGGCACAGAGACCGUACAGGGCGGACUGUACUGCCCCACCACCGGAUUACUCACGGGCAACUUCUACAAGUAGGUACUUCAUGCACAAGUGUUUCCCUAACGACGUAUCACGUGCCGUGCACUGUAACGAGCUCUUCAUGAUGCACGUGGGGCUUGUGAACACGCAGUACAUAGCGGGGCAUUGUCGACAGCUGGCGGCAAAGAAUUCCUAAAUAGAGACCGUGAAGAAGACUGUAUUGCAACAGCGUGUAAAGCUACUCGCAGUGAAUAUUAUACCCUGGCAUUAAAGGGACCUUUUCACAGAUUUGUGCAAGCUGUACGAGACUGCCGGAGAUGACGUCAUGACGGCCUCAAGUAUAUUCGGCAGCUAGCUUCACCAUGUUAUCAUGUCAGCGUCCGUUGACAGACCAGUUCUGUAAUUCGACCUGUCUGUAAACCGACGCGAAUAAUAGUUGGCUAAACGUAUAACUUCCGAAACGGGUUUUCUAACGUUGUUUUACCAGCUGUUUAUCAAUAAGAUAUCUAUAAACAACUCACAGUAAUUUUACUUAAUUAAAAAUACUCAUGUUUUGUUUUACAAGUAUGUAUACUUUUCUGUGUCUAUAAAAGCCUAACAUUUUUAUGACAUGCACCUGAAAAUUAAUACUUUGAUAUUUUUUUCUAUUUUUGCGCCAGUUUGGUAAUGAUUCGACAACAAUGUCUCAGCUAAUUUUACAUUAAUAAAUGCGUAUUUUGCGUUAGGCAUAAAACAAUCCAACCCAUAAUGUACAUCGUGGUCUGAGUGUUGUUCAUGGACAUCGUUUUCAUGUAAUCUAGGCAACUGAUCCAGCUGUGUGCUCUAGUCCACGGUUUAUUAGCACCCCGUCGUUCAAGUUGUUUUGAUAAGUAUGCGAUCAUGAUUUUUAUAUCGUGUUGUUGUAAUAUGUUUGUAAAUUUUUUAUAUUCAUGUAUUAUAAGUUAAAAAUAAAAUGUUGUUGACUGUU